Molecule: messenger RNA, 996 nt
Organism: Cyphellophora europaea CBS 101466
Lineage: Eukaryota; Fungi; Ascomycota; Eurotiomycetes; Chaetothyriales; Cyphellophoraceae
Exons: 1
Coding region: 1-996 (331 amino acids)
Biological process (GO): secondary metabolic process
Source: RefSeq, a predicted model, not a curated record
AUGGUGACAUACGCGGAAAUCCAAGCCUCGAACGCACUCAUCAACGAUGCCACGCCCCCGCGUGUCGCCGUCGUCGUCGGCGGGACCUCAGGCAUCGGCAAAUUCACGGUGAGGGCUCUAGUCGCGACCAAGUCCAGGAUGCGGAUCUACCUCGUCGGGCGCAAAGACGCCGCGGAGCGCUCGAAAGUCUUCAUACAGGAGCUGCACGCCACGAAUCCCCAAGCGCAGGUGGUGUGGAUCGAAGGCGAGAUCUCGCUGCUGGCGGAUGUCCAGCGUGUGUGUCUGGCCAUCAAAGCCCAGGAGCCACGCGUCGACUUGCUGUUCCUGAGCGCGGGCUACACGCCCUUCGGCACGCGCAAGGAGACGGCGGAAGGCAUCGAGAUCGCUCAGAGCCUGGUGUACUACUCGCGAGUGCUUUUCGUGCUGCACCUGCUGCCGCUUCUGAACCGUGCGGAAGCCCCCAGGGUCGUCAGCGUGGGCAUGGGUGGAAUGGAGAGCGCGAAGAUCGACCUAGACGACAUCGACCUCAGGGCACCCGGCAACUUCAGCGGGAUCAAGGCGGUGUCGCAGUACGCGGCCAUGAAGACGACGACGCUGGAGAAGCUGGCUGAGGAGAACCCUCAUGUGACCUUCGUCCAUUCCUGGCCCGGGUGGGUGGACACUGGCAACGUGAACAGAGGGGUGGAUGCGAAUUCGGCGUGGUCCUGGUUUGUCUGGCUGGUUCUGCGGCAUCUGAUCACCUUGUUUUCCUUCACCGAUGAGGAGUCCGCACAGAGGCAUCUGUUCCAGUGCACCAGCGCGGCCUAUGGUGGGAGGGGCACGCCGUGGAAGGGCAAGCCUGGGGUGAACACGCGAGGAACGCAGGAGAAUGGUUUGUUUCUCGUAAACUAUCGGUGCGACUGUACGCCGAACGCGAAGGUCGUGCGCUUGCUUCGAGACAAGGCAAGGGAAAUGGUGUGGAUCCAUACUCAGGAAGUUCUUCAACCAUAUCUGUGA